Molecule: messenger RNA, 584 nt
Organism: Rhagoletis zephyria (snowberry fruit fly)
Lineage: Eukaryota; Metazoa; Arthropoda; Insecta; Diptera; Tephritidae
Source: RefSeq, a predicted model, not a curated record
UUUUUUUUCAAAUGCAGAAGUGGCAUCAGAAAUUACCGGCAUUAAUAAAGAGCUAAUUCAAAAUUUUUCAAUAAUACUGCGAUUAAUAUCGUGUGGAAUGUGUAUUAAUAUCGACGCGUUUAGAGAGCUCCUUAUAAGGACAAGAACAAUGUAUUUGACUGAAUACGAAUGGUACUACAUGCCUAGCAGCGUGCAUAAAAUAUUGAUGCAUGGGUGUGAGGUUAUUGAGUAUUUCGAUCUACCAAUUGGCAAUUUUUCAGAGGAAGCUCUGGAAGCUUUACAUAAACACAUACGUAUCGUACGAUAUGAUCAUACACGUAAAACUGCUCGGGAGCAUACAAACAGAGACUUGAUGUCAUACUUAACAAUAUCAUCAGAUCCUGAAGUAGUUUUUAAAAGGAGUGCUAUCCCAAACAAAAAUGCAGUUUAUACAAUGGACGAGCUGGAAGAGUAUUUAGUCGAUGCUGAAGAAACUUAAAAGUAAUAAGUACCCUUCAGUCAACUCAAUUAGUUUUAUACUAAUCAAAUACUAGUCAGCCACACGGCCUCAACUAGUUCGAGUUCUGUAAUUUUUCCAUAUAAGC